AUGGAUGUGAUUCACGACGCUCGACGUGUUGGAUCUCUGCUGGCUCACAAAUAUGCUGUACAUAUGGUUAACGUUUUUGAUACACAGGUAGCACAUUCGGUGCUGCAGCACGACAAAUUUGGCAAGCCACUUCAUGAUAUGCGGUCGAUUUCGUUCGUCAAUCUUCAGCGCGUUUAUUACCCACAGUCAAUAAUGCUCAGUGACGUGACACCUCGGAAACUUAGUCAGAGUCCUAACUGGGGUAUACGUCCCAUGAGUGAUGAGCUCUUACUCACUUCUGUUGAAGAAGCUCACUGUCUGCUUUCUGCACUUCACCAAACGCUCUCUAACCUAAUCCCAGUUCACCUGAGAGGCCUAUUCGAGGAUAAAUGCAUCGAAGUGAGUGUUAUUUUUGCUUGUUUUUUGUCAGAAGAAAAGUGCAUAUUUUGGGUGCUGCUCGCUAGUCCUACACGACCACCGCCGAUGUCGUUCAAUCCGGGCAGUCCGUAUAGGGCUUCGACGAGGGGUCGCGGGCCACCACCCACCUACAUGCAG
Cylicostephanus goldi is the source of this 534-nucleotide messenger RNA. The record is from the annotation of a GenBank genome assembly. NCBI's taxonomy places the organism in Eukaryota, Metazoa, Nematoda, Chromadorea, Rhabditida, Strongylidae.